GGAGUCCUUCCCAACCCUGCGGCUGCGCAGUCCUUGGACGAACACCUGCUUAGCCCAUCAAGCCGCCGCCGCCUCCACGGAAUGGGAGCGCAGGAGACGGCAGUGGAGGAGGUGCUGCGCGCCGCCGCCGCCGAGGUCUCCACCUCCUCCGCCAAGCGCCGCCUCCGCCUCUUCCGCCACACCCUGCCCCCUCUCCUCGCGAAGGCCUCAGAGUCACCAUCAGAUACCGCACUUUUAGUUGAUCUCAUUUUCCAGACAUUGCCUAUUUAUGAUGAUCGGGCAUCAAGAAAAGCGGUAGAUGAUAUGGUUAUUCAGGCUCUUGGUGAACCCACUUUCAUGAAGCCAUUUGCUGCGGUGCUUGUUCAAUCUAUGGAAAAGAAUCUAAAGGUUACAAGCCCCCUUACUAGCUUCAAGCUUCUCAGAUGGUCACACUAUCUUCUGAAAUGGAGCCAGUUUGCCGCACUUUCAAAAGGUGCUUUCUCUAGACUGGCCAAUGCACAAUCAGUCUUAUGUCAAGUCCUUAUGGAUGGGUCAUUUCGUCGGCGCCGGACUUGCAAACAGUUAUUCAUCCAUCUUUUCUCUGAGCCUAUUAGUAUAUAUAAGAUGUACUUAGAGGAGGUCAGAGAUUUGAGGAUUUCAACGAGGGAUUUUCCUGCAUUCUUGAAUCUAGUACUGGAUUUCACUAUUACUGCACCAUCAUUAUCUGCUGAGUACAAGCCAUUGUUCCUUGAUUUGUAUGUCAAAACCAUCUUGAGUUCAAAAGACCGGCCGUCGAAAGCAGCCACUGAAGCUUUUAAGUCUCUUUUCUUGGACAUUGGGCAUGAGGAUUUUAAAAAUACUGUUGUCCCAUCAUGCAUAAGGAUGCUGAAAAGAAAUCCUGAAGUCGUGCUACAAUCUAUUGGAUAUCUUCUAGAGACAGUUCGAUUAGACCUAAGCAAGUAUUCCAAUGAAUUUAUGCCAGUUGUUCUGCAGCAGGCUCGACAUUUAGAUGAAGAGAGGAGGAUUAAUGCUUUGAGUAUUGUUGGAACAUUAAGUGAGAAGUCAAGUGAUCCAGACACUCUACCUUCCAUGUUCAGUGCUAUCAAAGCAAUUUUAGGAGGCUCAGAGGGGAAACUGUCACUUCCAUACCAAAGAAUUGGAAUGAUAAAUGCUUUAGAGCAGUUAUCAAGAUCUCCCCCAAAGCAAAUAUGCAGACUUGCUCCCUCAGUAUCGAGUUUCCUACUAACAUGUUACAAGAAUGAUGGUAUUGAGGAGGUGAAACUGGCGAUUCUAUCAGUGUUAGGGUCCUGGGCUUCGGUAUCAGCUGAAGCUGUCCAACCAGAUGUUGUUUCAUUUGUAUCUGCAGGCUUGAAAGAGAAAGAUACUUUGAGGAAGGGGCAUCUAAAAUUAAUACGAGUCAUAUGCAAAAAGUCUGAUUCUUUGACUAAGGUUACUUCUUUAUUGGAUCAUUUGAUUCAGUUGUCAAAAGCUGGCUUCAGCAAGGUAACACAGCGGCUGGAUGGAAUCUAUGCACUCCUUGCAGUAUCGAGGCUUGCUGCUGUUGAUACAAAAGCAGAUGGUGCUGUUCUGAAGGAGAAGCUCUGGGCAUUGAUUGCUCAAAAUGAACCAUCGUUAAUCUCCGUACAGCUGCUUUCCAAACUAGCAGAUGAUGAUUGCUUAGCUGUUGUUGACCUUCUUCAGUCGCUGCUUGUAGAGCAUCUCUCCAGGGUUCGAGAAUAUUUUUCUAUCCAGUCAUUGCUGCAGCUACUAAUAUAUCUAGUUUGCCAUCCAAGUUGGGAAGUCAGAAAGGUAGCUUAUGAUGCUACCACGAAAGUCCUGUCAUUCUCCGGUGGCCUAGCUGAAGAUCUUCUAUUCUUAUUUACUAAUUGGUUGUCAUUAGUUGGAGAGAGAUUGUCAAUAUUGAAUCAAGGUGAUAUGGAUAUCUUUACAGAUUUGCAAGUACCAUUCAUUCCAUCUACUGAGGUCCUUGUGAAGUGCUUGUUUUUGAUUGCACCUUAUGCUGUCGAGCAUAGUUUGAGAUCAUAUUCUCGACUUAUAUUAUGCUCCCACCACCCUUGUGUUUCCAGUUCCACUUGCCCAGCUGGUAUAUGGAAGAGGUUGCAAAGAAGGUUGAGACAACAACAUAUCUUCUUUGUUGACUUAAUUUCUCCCAACAUUUCUGUUAUCUGCAAGGAAUUACUUUCACAGGAUGGUCUAUUUAGUUCUAACGAGCAAGAACAGCGUGCAGCAUUAUGUUCAUUAUCGACACUGAUGACAAUUACUCCCAACGAUACAUUUCUAGAGUUUGAAAAGCACUUCAUAGGGCUCCAGGAGCGCACUUUGCACGAUGGCUUUUCUGAGAAUGAUAUUAAGAUAUUCUAUACUCCAGAGGGGCAUUUGUCAACUGAGCAAGGAGUUUAUGUUGCCGAGGCUGUUGCUUCCAAAAAUACAAAACUCGCAAAAGGGCGUUUUCGUGCAUAUGACGAUGAAGAUGUGGACACUGCUCGAUCUAGUGUCCCUGCAAAGACUGAGAGGAGAGAGCCCACGGGCACUGGCAAGCGAGAAUCUGGGAAAUCUACGAAAAAGACUGCUCCUGUGGACAAGGCCAAGACUGCAAAAGAGGAGGCCAGAGAGUUGCUUUUGAAGGAGGAAGCAUCUGUACGUGCGAAGGUUGGGCAGGUGCAGAAGAAUCUUGCCUUAAUGUUGGAUGCUCUUGGCGAAUUGGCUAUUGCUAAUCCUAUAUUUACUCAUGGUCAACUGCCUUCUCUGGUAAAUUAUGUUGAACCAUUGCUAAGUUCUGCAAUAGUAAGUGAUGCUGCAUUUCGUGCAAUGUUGAGGCUAGCUCGCUGCACAGCCCCUCCUCUUUGCAAUUGGGCACCUGAGAUUGCUGCUGCUAUCCGUGUGAUAUCUGUCAAUGAUUUUGAAAUGGUUUUGGACCUUAUGCCUGUGGCCAUGGAAGAAGAUAGCAAGAAGUCAUCAGCUGGCCUCUUUGAACAAAUAGUAAAUGGGCUGAUAAUUGCAUGCAAAGCAGGGCCUCUUCCAGCAGAUUCAUUUACAUUCAUCUUUUCGAUAAUGGAAAGGAUCCUUCUUUCUUCGAAAAAAACGUGUCUUCAUGAUGAUGUGCUUCACAUACUAUCUAUGCAUCUGGAUCCAAUACUACCUCUUCCUCGGCCUAGGAUGUUAUCAGUUCUUUAUCAUGUGCUAAGCACUGUUCCUGCUUACCAACCUUCAGUUGGGCCUAUGCUGAAUGAGUUAUGCCUGGGUCUACGAAGCAAUGAGUUAGCACAGGCUCUUGUCGGAGUGUAUGCAAAAGAAAUGCACGUUAGGCUUGCCUGCUUAACUGCUAUAAAAUGUGUUCCUAUGCACUCUGUGCAACGGGAUUUGCAGGUAUCAACAAACCUCUGGAUUGCUGCUCAUGACCCCGAAAAGGUCGUUGCUGAAUUAUCGGAGGAUUUAUGGGACCGCUUUGGUUUUGAUGUCUGUACUGAUUAUUCUGGUAUUUUUGAUGCACUUUCCCAUAAAAAUUAUAAUGUUCGUGCUGCCGCUGCUGAGGCUCUGGCUGCUGCAUUGGAUGAAAAUCCAGACAAAAUGCAAGAUGCACUUUCUACCCUUUUCUCUUUAUACAUUCGUGAUCUUGGACCUAGAGUUGAAUUUGGAGACACACACUGGCUUGGAAGACAGGGUAUUGCAUUAGCACUCCAUUCGAUUGCGGAUGUUUUGGCUUCCAGUGAUCUUCCUGUUGUCAUGACAUUUCUCAUAUCACGCGCCCUAGCUGAUCCUAAUUUGGAUGUUCGUGGUAGAAUGAUAAAUGCUGGCAUCCUUAUUAUUGAUAAGCAUGGAAAGGAAAAUGUUCCUUUGCUAUUUCCUAUUUUUGAGAGCUACUUGAAUAAAAGGGCAUCAGAUGAGGAAACAUAUGAUCUUGUUAGGGAAGGUGUCGUAAUAUUCACUGGUGCUCUUGCAAAACAUCUGUCAAAGGAUGAUCCUAAAGUUCACAGUGUUAUUGAGAAGUUGUUAGAAGUCCUUAACACCCCAUCAGAGGCAGUUCAACAGGCUGUCUCAGACUGUUUGUCCCCACUUAUGGUUUCUAAACAUGAAGAGGCUCAAGCUCUUGUAUCUAAACUCUUGGAUCGGAUGAUGAAAUGUGAAAAGUAUGGUGAGCGACGUGGCGCAGCCUUUGGCCUUGCUGGGGUGGUUAAAGGAUUUGGAAUUUCUUCCUUGAAGAAGUACGGUAUUGCUGCAACAAUACGUCAAGGUUUAGAAGACAGAAUGUCAGCAAAAUCUCGUGAAGGAGCUUUACUUGGAUUCGAGUGUCUGUGUGAGAAGCUUGGCAGACUAUUCGAGCCGUAUGUCAUUCAAAUGCUACCCUUGAUACUCGUGUCUUUCUCUGAUCAAGUCGUGGCAGUGCGUGAAGCUGCUGAGUGUGCUGCUCGGGCAAUGAUGUCUCAGCUCACCGGUCAUGGUGUGAAGCUCGUCCUUCCUUCGCUUCUUAAGGGUCUAGAUGAUAAAGCAUGGCGUACUAAGCAAAGCAGUGUUCAACUUCUUGGUGCUAUGGCAUAUUGUGCUCCUCAGCAGUUAUCUCAGUGUCUUCCGAAGAUUGUUCCAAAGUUGACAGAGGUACUAACAGACACACAUCCUAAAGUCCAAGUGGCAGGACAGACAGCUCUCCAGGAGGUUGGCGGUGUCAUAAAGAAUCCUGAAAUAUCUGCACUUGUCCCUAUUCUUCUGUCUGCUUUGAUGGAUCCAAAUGACCACACUAAACACUCUCUUGACAUCCUUCUUCAGACUACUUUUAUUAACUCAAUAGAUGCACCAUCGCUUGCGUUGCUUGUGCCUAUUGUGCAUAGAGGAUUGAGGGAGAGGGGUGUUGACACUAAGAAGAAAGCUGCUCAAAUUGUUGGAAACAUGUCCUCUUUAGUUACAGAAUCAAAGGAUAUGAUCCCAUACAUUGGAUUGCUCCUACCAGAAGUUAAGAAGGUUCUAGUGGAUCCUAUACCUGAAGUCAGGGCAGUGGCAGCUCGAGCUCUUGGAUCUCUUAUAAGAGGAAUGGGUGAAGAAAUCUUCCCAGAUCUUGUGCCAUGGUUAUUAGAUACACUCAAAUCGGAUAAUAGUAACGUCGAAAGAUCUGGAGCUGCCCAGGGACUGAGUGAGGUUUUAGCUGCUCUUGGCCAUGAUUAUUUUAAUCAUGUUCUUCCUGAUAUCAUCCGUAACUGUUCCCAUCAGAAGGCAUCUGUUCGCGAUGGACAUCUUACACUUUUCCGCUAUUUGCCAAGGUCCUUGGGUGGUGUUUUUCAGAACUAUCUACAGGCCGUUCUUCCUUCUAUAUUAGAUGGGCUUGCUGAUGAGAAUGAAUCUGUUCGUGAUGCUGCACUUUCUGCUGGUCAUGUCUUUGUGGAGCAUUAUGCAACAUCGUCGUUACCUCUGUUGCUUCCUGCUAUCGAGGAUGGGAUCUUUAGUGACAACUGGCGUAUCCGACAAAGUUCUGUUGAACUUCUUGGAGAUCUCUUGUUCAAGGUGGCUGGAACUUCUGGGAAGGCAAUCCUUGAGGGUGGAAGCGAUGAUGAAGGUGCUAGUACAGAGGCUCAGGGUCUUGCAAUUAUUGAUGUACUUGGAAGGGAGAAACGCAACGAAGUUCUUGCUGCCAUUUAUAUGGUCCGUUCUGAUGUCAGCUUGACCGUUCGGCAGGCUGCACUACAUGUUUGGAAGACAAUUGUUGCGAACACUCCACGAACUCUGAAAGAGAUAAUGCCAGUUCUUAUGGACACACUUAUUUCAUCAAUUGCAUCAUCUUCCUCAGAAAGGCGGCAGGUCGCUGGGAGAGCACUUGGUGAGCUUGUAAGGAAGCUUGGUGAGAGAGUUUUGCCCUCUAUUAUUCCAAUCCUGUCACGAGGACUCAAAGAUCCAAAUGCUGGCAGAAGACAAGGAGUUUGCAUUGGUUUGAGUGAGGUUAUGGGUAGCGCUGGAAAACAUCAGCUAUUAAGUUUUAUGGAUGAACUUAUUCCUACCAUUCGUACUGCUCUAUGUGACAGCACCCAAGAGGUUCGUGAAUCUGCUGGGUUAGCGUUUAGUACUCUAUAUAAGAGUGCUGGACUGCAAGCCAUUGAUGAGAUUGUCCCCACACUACUGCGGGCUUUGGAAGAUGAUGAUACAUCUGCAACUGCCCUUGAUGGUCUAAAGCAGAUUCUAAGUGUCAGAACUGCAGCUGUUUUGCCCCAUAUAUUGCCCAAAUUAGUCCAGCCCCCCCUUUCUUCAUUCAAUGCACAUGCAUUGGGAGCUCUAGCAGAGGUUGCUGGGCCGGGUUUGAAUUCAUAUAUUGUAACAGUCCUCCCAGCAUUGAUUCUUGCUAUGGAUGAUGAAGAUGCGGAUGUACAAAACUCAUCCAGGAAAGCUGCUGAAACUGUUUUAUUGGUUAUUGAUGAGGAAGGAGUUGAAACGUUGAUACCUGAGCUUCUAAAAGGAGUCAAUGACAGUCAGGCAUCUAUGAGGCGGGGUUCAGCCUAUCUAAUUGGUUUCCUCUUUAAAAGUACCAAAUUAUAUUUGGCUGAUGAAGCUCCUGAUAUGAUGUCAACCCUAAUUAUUUUGUUGAGCGAUACAGACAAGGCUACUGUAUCAGCUGCUUUGGAAGCAUUUUCAAGAGUUGUUGGCUCAAUUCCAAAGGAACAACUUCCUACACAUAUAAAACUAUUGCGCGAUGCUGUCUCUACAGCCAGGGAUAAAGAACGCAGAAGGCGGAAGGGUGUGCCUGUGCUUCUGCCUGGCUUAUGUCUUCCUAAAGCACUGCAGCCUUUUCUUCCUAUAUUUCAGCAGGGUUUGAUUAGUGGGUCAGCCGAGAUAAAGGAACAGGCGGCUGAAGGUCUCGGAGAGUUAAUUGAUGUGACUAGUGAGAAGACUCUUAAGGAGGUUGUUGUUCCAAUUACAGGACCUCUUAUUCGCAUCCUUGGCGACCGAUUUCCAUGGCAAGUUAAGUCGGCUAUCCUAUCAACCCUCACAAUCAUCAUCACUAAAGGAGGAAUUGCACUUAAGCCCUUCCUUCCACAACUUCAGACUACAUUUGUGAAAUGUCUACAGGAUAACAAUAGGUCUGUCCGUACGAGGGCGGCAGCUGCUCUUGGAAAGCUUAGUGCUCUUAGCACACGAGUGGAUCCUUUAGUUAGCGAUCUUCUUUCCAUGUUGCAGUCAGGAGAUGAAUCUGUUAAAGAAAGCGUGCUUUCUGCGCUUAAAGGUGUUAUCAAGCAUGCUGGCAAAAGUGUUAGCUCUGCAAUAAGAUCACGUGGUUGUGCUCUUCUCAAAGAUCUGCUGCAGGCUGAUGCUGAUGAUGUCCGCAGUUGUGCUGCAAAAGUAAUUGGUACAGUGUCUCAGUACAUGGAGGAGAUCGAGAUUUCAGAUUUCGUGCAAAUACUGUUGAACAUGAGCACCUCACCAAACUGGUGUACCAGGCAUGGUGCUUUGUUAGCUUUCUCAUCCAUAUCAAUGCAUUGUCCAUCAAAAUUGUGCCACUCGGCAUCAUUUUCAUCUCUUGUUAAUCUUCUGAAAGAUGCUCUAAAAGACGACAAGUUCCCUGUUCGUGAAGUUUCUACAAGAACUCUGGGACGGCUACUCUGUUUCCAGUUGCAUUCGGAAGCCGGCACCUUGCAACUUGUUCAAUUGCUUGUCUUGGCCUUGCGUGAUGAUUCAAGUGAAGUUAGGAGAAGAUCUUUGUCUUGUCUCAAAGCUGCUGCAAAGAUAAAUCAUUCAGCUCUUGCUACACAUUACUUGAUAUUAGGCCCAGCAAUUGCAGACGCUUUAAAGGAUUCUAGCACGCCCGUACGUCUAGCUGCAGAACGCUGUGCCCUUCAUGUUUUCCAAUUGACUAAAGGGGCAGAUAAUGUUACGGCUGCGCAAAAGCACCUGGGCAUGACAGGCUUGGAGGUAAAGAAAAUUGCAAAGCUUAAAGAGGAGAGCGAUGGCAGUGAGAGCAGUGAUGACGACAAGAGGACAUGAACACAGCUACAGCAACCUCCUGGGCAAUCCUUUGUCUGUUGCACUCAUACGAACUGUUCUUAUAGUUGCAGUUAAAUUGGUAGUGGAAAAUGGGGUCAUUUUUUCCGUCUGACCCUUGUUGUAAACGUCUUUUUUGACAAAAUACAGUAGCAGAGAAAGACACGUCGGCUUUGUUCAUAAUUUUUGCUACAGAGCAACAAUGUUUAUAUCACAUUUCUACUGCUGAAGGUCAUCAAUCAGCAAUUCUGACUA
Molecule: messenger RNA, 8208 nt
Organism: Phragmites australis (common reed)
Lineage: Eukaryota; Viridiplantae; Streptophyta; Magnoliopsida; Poales; Poaceae
Product: protein ILITYHIA-like
Exons: 60
Coding region: 82-7956 (2624 amino acids)
Biological process (GO): regulation of translation; cellular response to amino acid starvation
Cellular component (GO): cytosol
Molecular function (GO): protein kinase regulator activity
Source: RefSeq, a predicted model, not a curated record